AUGUCAUAUUGUAUUUUCAAUUUAGUCUUAUGGGGAAUGAUAGUGAUGGCUGAAGACACUUAUAAUUUUCCACUAUAAUCAAAUUAGCCUAACAUCAUGUUUUUAGAUGAUUAUACUCCUUAAAAAUUUUAGGCUCCCUUAUAUUAAUUGGAACGAAAUAAUGAAUUUAAUUUAAGUAUUUAGUAAUCUGCUUUGCCACUCUAGGAAGGAAAAUUAAAUUUGAGUAUUUUAUUAUAUAUUAUAUAGAUGGGAAAAUUUUAUCAGCUAGCAAUUAUAUUUCGGAAUCUCAAUUAAGUUCUAAUAAAUUUUGGGUACUAACAAAAAAUAAUCUAUAUUAAGGAUUGCUUGAGAGCAAUGGAAGUCUAAACUUCAAUAUAGUACCAAUCAGCCUUGCUUAAUUAAGUAUUUUUAUGAAUUAUUGUAGGUUGUUUUUAUAUUAAUUUAAUAACAGAGAGUAUGGGAAUGAUAAGUUGUCUUAAAAAAAAUAAUUUGAAUUUUGUAUUCACUAAUUAUUCUAACUCUUCGAUUCAAAUAUUUGCAACAAAUUUUACCUUCCCUAAAACAUAUAGUAAUAGAAAAAUUAAUUUGCAAUAUGUUAAUGAAAAUACAUUUUAUAUUUAUUUAACUUAUGUCACUAAAGAAAAUGCUUCAGUUAUUUGUUUUAGUUACAACUAAAAACAAGUACAAUAAAUAACUCAAUAAGUUUAUAAUGGCACCUAUAUUUAAGCUGUUUUAUCUGAAGAUUUUACUUAUCUAUUUUUGAUGAGUAAAAAAUCAGUUUAUCUUAUAAAUUUAUCAAUCAAUAAUAGCUUAAGAGAAAUAGCUAAUUAUAAAACAACUACACAUAAAUUAAAUGAGCAUUUCACUAAGAUGGCUGCAUAUUAAUUAACAACAAAUAUUUUUCAUAUUGUAUUGUUAUAAAAUAAAUAUUUGUCAUAAUUGUAUUUUGAUACUUAACUAAAAGAUUAGACAUAGAAUAUAAAAAAUUUCAUUUUGAAUCAAUAUGAAAAAGUAAUUUAACUAGUAAUUAACUUAAAUUCAAUAUAUGUAGUGACUAAUAAUUAUAUAACUAAAUUAGACUCAGUUUCAUCAAUAAAACCUACAAAUUAUUUGAACUAUUCAUUAGCGAAUAUGGCACUAAUAUAAUUUGAAAGAUAAAUUGCUAUUCUUAUAGAUACAAGUGAGUAAUCGACUAAAUUUUAAAGUAUUUUGUUCAAUAAGCCAUAAAUUUAGAUUAAUUUAGAUUAAACUCAAUAAAUAACAUAAAACUUUUAGGUAGUCAAACUUAAAAUAAAAAUAAUUUCAUAAUUUUUGCGUGAAAUUGAAGAUUAUUUAUCUUUUAAAUAUAGUAAUAACAGAUAUUAGUUAAAUUUAAUGUCCCAUCUCAUUUUCUAAUGAUUUUCCUACUGCUAAUUUAGUUUAUCCAUAAAUAAAAACAAUCAAAGCUAACUAAAUGAUGCUAGGCCCAAACAUUACAACAGCAAUUACUUCAUCAGAUAAAAAUUACUUGACUGUUUAAAAAUCUAACAUAAAUAAAUAUACUACACAAUCAAAUGAAUCAUUUUCAGUUAUGUGUACUGUAUAUAGAUCUAACAUUAUUACAUGUUCUUAAAGUUAAAGUGAAAUUAGAAUUAACUACUCAUAACCUUAAUUAGUUUCAAAGUCUAACACUUAUUUUGUUGUUCCAGUAAAUUUCAAUGAAAGUCUUGUCCAGUGUACUUGUUCUUAAACAUUAUUAUAAAUUGAAGUCAUUAUGCAAUUUACAAAUUAUGUACUUAUUUAGACUAUUGAUUAUGGAUUAUAAUAAUAAGGAUUGUAUUAGUAUUCAUUCAAUCAGUCGAUUUUAAGUUCAGCAUUUCUGGAAUAGACAUUAUUUGUAAUCACUAAUAAUAAUAUUUUAUCAGCAUAUUCUAAAAGCAAUCUUAAAACACCAAAAUUUACUGUAGAGAAUUACCAAUUCAAUUAAAUCUACUUAAACAAAAUAAAUUAUCCAAAUUAUCUUUUUAUUGAUAAUUAAUAAAACUUAGUCAUUUUGUCAUAUAAUGGAUAUUCAUCCUGUUAGUUUGUAAAUUAGAUUGCAUAUCCAUAACUAAGUUAUGAAUAAAUAAAAUUAGGCAUUUUAAAUAAUGGCAUUUAUAUAGCUUUAAUUAACUAAUAGUAAAAUACAUAAUUGUAUUAUUAUCCUAUUUAGUCUAUGUUUAUUGCUAAUCCAAUCCAAAAAUAUUAUGAAUUGAAUUUAUAGGGCUAUUAAUUUGCUUUUUCUAAUCUCUAGACCGCAUAUACUUAACGUCAUUUUUACAUUAUUUUAUAUAAAUCCACAUCAGUUUAUUGGGCUUAAUAUUAAGGAAGUGGAUCUUCAUUUGUCGCCUUAGUUUAAUCAAACUGGAUAUCAACUUUUUCAAGUUUGAGUUAUAUAAGCUCUAUUAGUGCGGUUGAAUUUCAAUAAUAAGCAUAAGAAAUCGAGUAUCUUUAAAUAUGCAAUACUAUAAAUGAAAUUAAAAAGGUUGUGAUCACAGAUUGGAGUGUUGCGUUGACCCCUCAAUAUCAAGCUAAUUAGCUUAGUGUAUAAACAUAAGUUAGUUACAAUUCAUCAAAUUAGUAAUGUUCGUAUUUUAAACAAUAAGAUGUAACAAUACUUUAUGAAAAAAAAGUAAUUCUGCCUCGUCUUUAUGAUACAGAAAAGAAUAUAGUUGGAUUAUAAAUGAAUUAGAGUCAAUUCACCUUGAAUCCAUUAGAAGUUUUUAAUGGGAAUAUUGAUAAUUAUACUGCAACUUGCAAAAACUGUUAAUAAUUCAAUUAUACUGAACCAAUUAAUUAUCAAAGUUCAGGGUAGUUAAACAUUUAUUUACAAGGAAUAGUCUAAAUAAAUGAGACAUUUCUUUAUAUAUAAAAUAACAUAAGUGUAUACUUAAUGGAAUAUUCAACAGGAUAAAUAACAAAAUUAUACGAUUUUCCUAAAAAAAUUGAAAAAUGUUUUACUCUAUUUGUUGAAUUAGUCUCUUAAUUUCCAAUUUCUAUUUGUUCAAAUUCAAUUAUAUAUAGUUAUAACCUGACAUCUCAAACUAUUUUGCAAUAUGAUCUCACUAAUUUAUCGAUACUUUUCCUUAAAUACUACAAUGGUGGCAUUUUAUAACUAAUUGCUUAUUCAAAUAAUAUCAACUAUAAUUACUAUUAAUAUUACUUAUAAAUCUAAGAUAAUUAAAUCAUAUUAACCCAAAUUUAUUCUUAUCUUAGGUUUUAAUAAUUUCCUUUAAUAGAUCAAUUGAUUAUAAAAUUAUCCUCUAAUUUUACUUCGGAUCCAUGUUAGAUAUUGGGAUUUUCAUAUUAACCUGUAGCCAAUUAAAAUCCAAAAUUUCAUUUUCUAAAAACUUGCAUGCCAUCCUCUAUUGCAUAAUAUUUUGGAUUUUCAGGCAACUAAUAUACUGAAAUUACAAAUGUAUAUUUUUCAAUUUAAGAAUGGAUGCUUGUUGAGACUCAAAUAACGAGUUUAUCUGUUUUGGAUUUUAUUUAAUAGGUUGGAUUACCAAUAAAUAUUAAUGAUUAAGUUAGUUAAUUACUAAUAGCUUGUCCAUACUCUAACGAUAUUAAAAUAUAUAGGAUUUAGUUUAAUUUAACGGAUGGAAAAAUUAUUGGAUUUUAAUCUUCUGGGUCUUUAUUUUUAGAUUUUUCAAAAUAAUACGCAUUUAAGACUGCCAAUAAGCUAAUUAUGAUAGAUUCUGCCUAUGAGCUAAAUGGUAAUUAAUCUAUUGACUUAUUCUUGUAUAAUGUACAAGAUUUGUAAAGUAUAUAUUUCAUUUUAGGCUUUAUUCAAAUAUGCAAGUUGUUCCAUUCAUAAGUUCUAAAUAAUCCAUAUUUACUAGUUAUCGAAAUUUUUGUCAAAUGAGGGGAGAUUAUUAUCUAUUGUCAGGGUUAUAUGAAAAUAGAUCAUUAAUUAUUAAUAUUAAAAAUUCUUUACAAUUUAACGUCAGUAUUUAGGAAGAUUAGCAAGCAGAAAUUGAGAUUCUUGCUUAAAACCAAUAAACCUAAUUUUAAAGAUCUAUUUUUGUUAUGAAUGAACAAAAUGAUGAUGAUGAUGAUAAUAAUGAUGAUGAUGAUGAUGAUAAUGACGAAAAUGAUGAUAAUGAUAAUGACGAAAAUGAUGAAAAUGAUGAUGAUGAUAAUGAUGACGAUGAUGAAAAUAUUAACCCAAAUUAAAAAUUCAAAUCAAGACUCAUAAUUAUCAUUGCCGUUAGUAUUCUUUUGAUUAUCAUUAUUAUUGUGAUCGUCGUUUUAUAUUGCAAAAAAAAAGAGAAAUAACAAGAUAGCAAAGAAAUGUCUUAUUAAUUAGUAUGA
Paramecium primaurelia is the source of this 4332-nucleotide messenger RNA. NCBI's taxonomy places the organism in Eukaryota, Ciliophora, Oligohymenophorea, Peniculida, Parameciidae. The record is from the annotation of a GenBank genome assembly.